AUUCAAUUUAACAUUCAUCAUCUAGUCGUGUAUGCACCUGAGGAGUCUGAUAAAUUACGGCGUAAAACUCACCGCGUAGACUCUUGAAACCAUCAGUGGGUCCCUCAUGACUGAUCUGGGAAGUUCAUCAAUUCUCUGCCUAUCCUAGUGAAGACGCAAAAUGAUUGGAGCACUGAAUUACAGUAUUCUGCUGCGCGGAUCAAGACUAUCCAGUUACUGGAAAGUUGCAUCAAACGUGAAGUUCGACAUGCCGUCGAACUCUGCAACAGCAAUGAUGAAUAGAUCAUUAGCAAGAGAAAUGUGCAAAUUUGUGCCACAAAGGUCUUUAAAAUCAUUAAAAGUACAGGGCUUAGAUGGUAUACCGCUUAGUUACGACAUUAUCUAUACCUCACAUGAAUAUCACACCACAGCUCAGUAUUUGUUCACAUAUAUGCCGGUUGGAGCAACAAUAGGAGGUCUUUGCCAAAUAGCAUUGGACUUUGAAACUUUCUUUCCUGAUCCGAUGAAUGCUGCCUUGAACAUAUGGAUUGCGACUUUAUUUUACUUUUUAAAUAUCAAAUCAGCUAUUCUGGCAUACAAGGCUCCAGUGAGAAUCUAUCACGACAAAGAAACAGGAAUUUAUAAGGCUAUCUUCAAUGACUGGAGGCCAUUUAAGAUCAGAACACUGGAGUUUAAAAAGGGAUCGGUCGCACAAAUUCCACCACCUGAUGAAUUCACUUGGUUUUCACACAGUAGAUAUCGUAUAAACGGAGAGAAUAUCUACAUGGUGCUCGAUUUUUUUAGAUACCCUAGUGAUUUGUACAAUAUGUUUGAUGGAGUAGCAGUUGAGACUGAGGAAGAAACCAAGAAUGAUGAUUAGCCAUACUAAAGUAACUGAAUCAUAUAACUGUUGUAUGAGUUUCUUGUAGUUCUUACAAACUAUUGCACAGCAUACAGUCUUACAUGUAAGAGAGUAUUAACACCAGAUUUUCGAUUGAAUAAAUUUAACACCAUAUUAAAUUAUGUUAUAAAAUUGUUCUGCAAAUUUAAUAAAUCAGAAUAACAUUUUUUACUGUUGAUUAUUCGUAUUUCUGUCCCUUUUACAUUUUAAAGAAAUUGAUACAAAAGACUCACGUCGCAUAAUGAAAAACUAUAUGUACUUUGAAAGAAUACUUAAAUAAAAAAGAACCUUUUCGUUAUACAUUGUAUAAAAAUAAAUACAUUCAUUUCUCUUACACACAUCGUGUCAUAUGAACAACUAUAAAGAUGCUAUUGCAAAAAUAGUUGCAGUGAAAUACUUUCUUAGAAUUGAAUUUUUCGAUUUGAUAUUAAUAUGAAUGCUAAGUAUUUCUAAUAGAUUGAUCAUAUAAGUUACGUAUUAUAUACUGUAAGACAAAGAAUGAUGUAUGUAAGUAAAUGAAAUUAAUAUAACUCGAUUCAUUUUGGUCACGAUAUGCAUGUAUAUAUUUUAAACCUACUUACGUUAUUACAAUGUUAAUAAUAAAAUAAUAUAACAUGACGAGUUACAAAAUAUUUCACUUAACUGCACUCGUCCUAGCGACGUAACAUCUCUCUUUAGAAUAUACAUAGAUUUGUUCUAGUUACGUAAAUUGAUAUAUUCGCUCGUGGACCUCAGUCGUAAGAAUUUGUUGGAGAGCACGUCAUUAAGUUCAUGUAUUGUACGUAAAACUGCAAUUCAUGAAACAUUGGAUAAAUUCAUUGUGUAUGAACGCAGCAGUAUAGCUAAAUGCAUGAACACAAUUUGCUCAUACUAUUUUUAUUACUAAUGCUAAUCAAGCAUUUACAUAUAAUUGACAAAUGCAUUGUAUUUUAAACUAUCAGGCUUACUUAAAUGUAUGUAUAUCCUCUCUCUCCUUGAAGUUUUUCUCUGUAUCAAUAUUUACGUUCAAUGCACAUCAAUAGCUUACGUCUGAAUCAUUUAUUGUAGGAAAUUUGCAAUUUUCUUUCUUUUUUUUUGCGUUACCAAUUGAUUUAUACUUAUUUAACUAAUGGUUAAUCCAGCUCAAGACUAAAUAAAUGGAUGACAUAUGGUUUAGCAGUUGGAUUGUUACAUUGAGCAAAGCCUUUUCAUAUAGGUCCGUUAUAACGAUAGGCAAGUUCUGAGCAUGCAACUUGAAUUAUACACUAAUUACAGAGCAACUGAUGUACAUAAGACAUCAGUGAUCAUCCAACAACUAGAACAAUAAAUGUUGAGCCUAUAUUCUUGUUGACAUACUGUACACAAACAUUAUUUGAUAAACGAAAACAUACUAUAAUAAAUUGGAGGAUAUAAAUAAUCCAAUAAUUAGUCAAAUAAUAUUGGUAACAAGUUUCUCAAAAAUCGAAUCAACUAUGUUCGAAAUAUUGAUAGCAUGAUUCCUCUAUCUACGCAAGAUCUAAAAAUAUAAUUCUCAAGUAUUGCAUUUAUAGCCCCAUAGUGAAGUUACUGAUAUACAUAAAUGUUACGUAUGUGAUUGCUUAUUGUGAAUUGUUUAAGAAAAUUUAAUAAAUAUUUUGUUUAUUUUAUGACUAUUAAGUAAGUAUUAAUUUAUCAGAUCAGGAUAUCUCCAAUAACGUUCUCAAGUGGCCUCAAGAUGGUAAAGAUUUAUAAUACAGCCUGUAAGAGCUAAUUAUAAUAUGAGGCAAAAAGCAUUUUGUUUUUCAUAAACUCUGGAACGACCAAAUCUUUUUACAUUAAAGAUACAAGAUUUUUAGAA
Molecule: messenger RNA, 2696 nt
Organism: Neodiprion virginianus
Lineage: Eukaryota; Metazoa; Arthropoda; Insecta; Hymenoptera; Diprionidae
Exons: 2
Coding region: 161-859 (232 amino acids)
Source: RefSeq, a predicted model, not a curated record